Messenger RNA from Staurois parvus, 2150 nucleotides. The record is from the annotation of a GenBank genome assembly. Lineage: Eukaryota; Metazoa; Chordata; Amphibia; Anura; Ranidae.
AUGACCACCGUGCGUCAGAGGAAGAGGAUGAACGCCUCCGAGCCGAGUCCCCACAACUCACAGGGGCAGAAAGGUUCAAGAGAGAGAGCAAGAGGGAUUUCCGCAGGUGCCACAUGGAAUAUACUCUGUUACUUCGUUGGCGGGAUGCUGGCUUUUUUCCUGGGACUGCUUGCUGCAUAUUAUGUUGCCACCCUCCAUGAGAAUGACUUGUGGUUCUCCAAUAUUAAGGAGGUGGAGAGAGAAAUCUCAUUCAGGACGGAGUGCGGACUGUAUUAUUCUUACUAUAAACAAGUGCUGCACGCCCCGACCAUUGCUCAAGGAAUCUCUGAUUUAAUCUCUGAUAAUAAAACAGAGUCCAUGAGGACCAUCAAUAUUCUGGAGAGGAUGAAUGUGUACCAGGAGCUUGUCCUGGCGGUCAUCUACAGAACCUUCAAUCUUUGGAGCCUGCUGGAUCCUGUCUAUUUCUACAUCUAUACGCUGUUCGGGCUGCAGACGCUGUAUGUAGCGGCUCUGUAUAUUAACAGCUGGCUGCUCAGUGGGACUUGGCUUUCUGGAUCAUUAGCGGCUCUAUGGUACAUUGUUAACAGAAUUGAUACAACGCGGGUAGAAUUCACCAUUCCUCUGAGAGAAAACUGGGCUCUGCCUUUUUUUGCUGUUCAGAUCGCCUCCAUUUCCUACGUGUUUAGGCCGGGCCUGAGCAGAGUGAAGGAGAGACUGUCCCUUCUCCUGGUGUUCAUUUCCACAUUCCUCUUCAGUCUGACGUGGCAGUUCAACCAGUUUGUGUUACUACUGCAAGGUUUGGUGCUGUUUGCCCUGGACUGCCUGGACUUGGUUCCGAGCCGCAAGGUGAGAAGCCUGUACAUGAUUCAGGCAUCCAGUCUUCUUCUGGUGUGUCUCCCUCCAGUUCAUCAAUACCAUGAUUCUGGGCUCACUGCUUCUCGGCUUCAUCCUGGCUGCCGUUAUCGCCCAGAGAUUACAGAAAAACCUAAAAAGUGGCAGUCUGUUAAGAAGACUCUGGAACAUUACCAUCCAUGUAAUGAUCGUUCUGCUCCUUGCUACAGUUAUAAAUAAGUGCGUUAAGAAAAUCCUGAAUCUGCAGUCGGAUGAACACAUAUUUAAGUUCAUACAAGGAAAGCUGGGCUUUAAAACCAGAGAUUUUGAUGCCAAUUUAUAUCUGUGCGAGGAGCCCUUCCAGAUGCUGCCGUCCGACACGUUUGAGAGACUCGCCGACUCAUUACUCCUCCACCCCUUUGUAUUUGUUCUUUCCUUCCUAAUCAUUGCAGCAUCCGUCACCGCUUUCCAGAAACUGAGCAUCUCCUCAGGCAGCAAACAGAAGGAUUGGAGUGAACAUAGAAGCUGUCUUGUCCGAGCAGACGUUGCCUAUAAUUUAGUACAUAACGUGAUGUUUGGUUGCCUGGCUAUCAGCACAAUGCGAAUGAAGUAUCUCUGGACGUCCCACAUGUGUGUCUUGGCUUCCUUUGGAGUUGCCAGUAAGGACAUUUGGGGAAUUGUGUUGCGAUUGGUCAGGUUCUACACACCGCAGAGGGCUAAUGGGAUCCGAUAUUUGGUGUCAUUGAUUCUGAUCGUUUCCGUAGUCUUAAAGUUCUGGCCAAGAAUUCUUCAGGAGCUUUCUGAACUGCGGGAAUUUUAUGAUCCUGACACUGUGCAGUUAAUGAGCUGGAUCAAGUCAAACACCCCCGAAAAAUGCUGUAUUUGCAGGCAGUAUGCAGCUUCUGGCUGGGGUGAAGCUUUGCACUGGGAGAGUGCUGACCAAUCACCCUCAUUACGAGGACAAGACCCUCAGGGACAGGACCAAACAGGUGUAUCAGGUGUAUGCAAAGAGAGCCCCGGAAGAUGUGCACGGCAUACUGAGGUCGUUCGGCACAGACUACGUCAUAUUGGAGGACAGUAUAUGUUAUGAGAGGAGACAUGGGAGAGGAUGCCGUCUACGAGAUCUGCUGGAUAUCAACAAUGACCAUACGAUGGAUGGUCCUGGGGAAAACGACCCUGAUUUGAGGCCUUCUCCUUUCCCCCGCUUCUGUGCUGAAAUAAAGGAAGAUUCUCCGGCCUACACAAAGUAUUUUACCAGGGUUUUCAAGAACAGAACUUUCCAUGUUUACAGAUUGUCACGUAAAGCCGCUGUGAAGUAA